Molecule: messenger RNA, 3159 nt
Organism: Schistocerca piceifrons (Central American locust)
Lineage: Eukaryota; Metazoa; Arthropoda; Insecta; Orthoptera; Acrididae
Product: DNA repair protein RAD50-like
Exons: 2
Coding region: 1-3159 (1052 amino acids)
Biological process (GO): double-strand break repair; telomere maintenance via telomerase; chromosome organization involved in meiotic cell cycle
Cellular component (GO): Mre11 complex; condensed nuclear chromosome
Molecular function (GO): single-stranded telomeric DNA binding; G-quadruplex DNA binding; ATP hydrolysis activity
Source: RefSeq, a predicted model, not a curated record
AUGGCUAGAUUACUUAAGAUGCAGAUACAGGGAAUCCGAAGCUUUGGUCCGAACGACAGUGAUCAGCAGAUGAUUACGUUUCAAUCACCUGUGACGCUGAUAUUAGGGCAGAACGGAUGUGGUAAGACGACGACAAUUGAAGCCCUGAAGUAUGCAGCUACAGGUGAGGUGCCAGCAGGAACUAAACAAGGGCAGUCGUUUGUUCAUGACCCGAAGAUGGCUCGUCAGCCAGAGACAAGGGGCCAAAUAAAAUUGUUGAUGGCUGAUCGCAAAGGCGAAGAAGUUGUCAUCACACGUACGUUACAAACAACACAGAAGGCAAAAAAUUUGCAAUUGAAAACACUGGAUCCAGUAAUUCAUAGGAAGAAGUCUAGUGGUGAAGUUGUACAGGUUGGUGGACGGUGCAUUGAUGUAAAUUUAGAAAUGUCUCAUGUUUUUGGUGUAUCAAAAGCUGUUCUGAGCAAUGUUAUAUUUUGCCAUCAAGAAGAUUCUAACUGGCCAAUGGAUGAGGGAAAGAAACUCAAGGAGAAGUUUGAUUCCAUAUUCGAUGCAACAAAACUUAAUAAAUGUUUGGAACACAUCAGAGAUCUUAGGAAAGCAGUAAAUACAGAAAUCAGCACUGAUGAGAAACUUCUGAAAUCACAACAAGAGAUAAAAGAUGAGACUGUUUCAAAAAAGAAGGAUUUACAAGAGGCAGAGAGUCGUCUGGCAGUAACUCAGGACAAAAUAGAUAACUUGAGCGAUAAACUAUCACCUUUGCUAGAAAAACUAGAUGAAAUUUGUGAUGUGGAAAAGGAUUUCCUUCAGCUCACCAGGGAGAAAGAAAGAGCUGAAGACAAGAUGAAAAUACUAGAAUCGCAACAAUCAGAUUUAAAGAAGAAUAUUAAGGAAGUGCUUGAGUGGAAAACUUUAGAAGAAAUAACUGAUUUAAUCAACAGUUUUAAAACUGAAGCAAGGAACUGGCAGGAGCACUUGAAAUCUAUGGAGAUUGAACUUCAGCAGAUAUCUAGGGAUGAGGAGCGAGUAUUGGAAGAAACAAGCCAAGAGCAGAUGACUCUUGGAAAACUUCAGAAAGAGGAAGAAGAUCAUAAUACUCGAAUAGAUGCACGCAAUAAGAAUCUACAGAGAUUGGCAGAAACAUUUCAAAUAAGAGUAAAAGAAGAUACAUUUUCUUCAGAAGUUCUUGUCUCAAAUUUAAUGCAUCAAGUCGACGAUAAAAUAAGAGAGUCAAAGGUACAGUUUGAGCAGUUACGGAACAGGUUUCAAAGAGAAGAGCAGGAACUCCAAAGUAAAAUAGACAUUGCUAGAGACACUAAAGCAAAGCUAGAGCAGGAAAUCACCUCAAAAAAACGACAAGCAGAAGAUAAUAAAGCUGAAGAAUGGAGUGUCAAAACAGAAAUUGAAGAUAUAGAGAAAUCUGGUGAAGAACUUGUCAAAUUAGGAAGAGAACUGGAGCAAGCAAAAACUAACUGGGAAACUGCUUGUCAAGAACUUGAUGAAGAACAGCUGAAAAAAGAAAUUAGAGAUCAGCACCAAGAGAGCAACAGGCUGGAUGAUAAGCUAGUUAUUGUGGAUAAAGAAGUUCAGACAUUGCAGCUGUUGAGUAGUGAGCAGGCACAGCUUGAUAUCCAGAACAAACUGAAGGCAUCUAAGGAGUCCGAACUCAAAAAACUAAAGAACAAACACAAUGAAGCACUGCGCCACCUUUUGUUUACAGUGCCACAACAAAAUUUGAAACAUGACUUGGAUGCUUGCAUGCUUCAACUGACUCGUCAGAUCAACAACAUCAAUGAGAAGAUAAAUAGUAAGCAGAAUGAGGCGGCUGCACUUGAAGUGAAACGAGCCCAUCACAAGGAGCAGUUGGAUUUGAAAGAAAGAGAGCUGCGAAAAUUUGAAGAAGAAAUAUAUGAUUUGUGUGGCAGGCAAGAUUUUGAUGAGUACAUACAAAGUGUUUCUGAUAGAAUACAAGAACUGCAGGACCAAAAAGGAACGCUCAGUGCUUCGGAAUACAUGUUCCGUCGCUACAUUCAGAAACUGGAACAGGAAGAUCCUUGCUGUCCAUUGUGUCAUAGGGAGUUUGAAGCCGCUUCUGAAGCUGCUGAACUUGCAUAUGAACUGAGUAAUAAAGUCAGUGAAGUCCCAGCACGCCUUCAGGACAAUAAGAAAGAACUAGAAAAUAAGCUAAAGGAAUAUGAUAAACUUUUGCAAAUGAAACCUGCUUAUGAAAGAACUGAUAUCAUGCGCACCAAGGAGAUACCAGAAAUGAAAGAGUCACUUCAUCAAACAGAAGAGGCUUUAGAUGCAGCUCGGAAACAGAUUAAAGAUUUGAAGGAGCAGUUACUGGGUCCAAAAGCAAAGGAGCAGAUGGCAAAGGAUAUCCAAGGAGAUGUAGUCCGCAUUGAUCAGUUGCAGACAGAACUGCGCCGCAUAGACAAAGAAAUUCAGGAGCUGCAGUCUAAGAUGCCCACAGGAUCGUCACGCUCCAUGGAGGAAGCCCUGGCAGAGCAGGAGGAGCUUCGAGCACAAGUCAGUGCUAUUCAGCGUGCACUCCACAUGAAGCAGGAGUCACUGAGAAGGCAUUCAGAGAGAGUCAACCAGCUGAGGGAGCGCAAAAAUGUACUUAUGGAAAAGAAAUUGAAGCUCGAAAGUGGACAGCAGAAACGUCGACAACUGGAGGAACGUUUGCAGGAGUUGCAAAGUAUGCAUGUGAUGAUACAGUCAGAAAUUGAGGUGCUCGAGACCCGACUUCAAGAAGCUAGAGAGACACUUGAUUCUGCAGUGCAGUCAAAAAAUAUUAGAGUUACAGAAAAUCGAAAAAAUGUAGAUCAGGGACAAAAUAAGAUUGUUGAGCAAGGAAGGAAACAUGAUGAAAUUUGUAAUUGGCAUAAUAGCAUUCAACGGUAUGAACAGAGCGGCAUGAAAGAGAAACUUACGUCAGUUCAAGAAAGAUUGAUAGAACUGGACUCUAAAAAGGAGACCCUUGCAGAUAAAAACAGAAGAACGUGUGAAAACAUUGAUAAGCUUAAAGAAAAAAUUUCAAAUCAGCAGCUGAAAGCAAGAGAACUUGAAGAUAACAAAAUAUUGAAGGAGAAACAGGUAGAAGCUGAAGAACUGAAGAGUGUAAUAGAUAAAGUAAAACAGCGCCUUGCGACGAAUUAA